AAUCAACAAGAGAGUUUGUUAAAAAUAACAAGGAUAUUGAAAAAGACAAAAAAGGAAAAUUGUUUUUAUAUUGUAAGCGGGGGAAUUUAGUGGUUUAUGAGGAACGAAAUAGAGAAAUCAUGGAAAGGAUUGUGUUUACCCCUAUUUUAUGUCAAAUGAUAAUAGAGACAUUCGUCAACCACGCAACUAGCGUGUUCGUUCAAGAUGAUAUUGAAAGCCCUUUAAAAUGCCCGAUAGUCUAUUCUCCUUAUGGUUCUAGUUUGAAAGUUGAAGUUAAAGAAAGCAAAAAUGUAGGCAAGCCCACUUAUGUUGCUUCU
Messenger RNA from Racocetra persica, 317 nucleotides. The record is from the annotation of a GenBank genome assembly. NCBI's taxonomy places the organism in Eukaryota, Fungi, Glomeromycota, Glomeromycetes, Diversisporales, Gigasporaceae.